ACAAAACUGACGUUACAUUUUAUUUAGUUUAAAACAGCGUUUUCUUCUCGGUGAUCACAUAUAGACGAACAAGGCAAGUAAAAAAGCUGCAUGUUUCUGAAACAGCAAACGUAUCACUUUAGACAUCUUACGCUGAAAUGUUUUUUUUUUAACUAGGUCAAAAUGGUGCGGACAAAUAUCAGAUGUAUUUGUAUAUGGACCAGUGAACACUGAGGAACAGAGCAUAUGAAGAGAAAUAGUUAACCCAUUGCGCCGUUUCAACGCAGCUUUGAAUGUACUGAAUACUUCUUUGGUGUUGACCAAUAACGACCGACGGCUGUAAUUUGGACCAAUAAGCACCACUGAAUCACAGUGUCAUCUUUAUGGCGCACUAAUGCUAACUUACACGUUUAGUUAAGAAUGCUUUUAUUAUUAUUUCAUAAUGUAAAUAGUUGAAGAAUAAAAAUUGCGGAUAUUUUACAUCAAUCAUUAGUACCCAAGUCAGCAAGCUGUCUGCUAACAUUUCUAAAGCGCAGCCUUUGUUACUCCGUUGUAAAUCAAAACAAUGACUUCAGCCUCUACCAAGGUUGGUGAGAUCUUUUCUGCAGCAGGAGCUGCAUUCACAAAAUUGGGAGAGCUGACCAUGCAGCUGCAUCCAGUGGCAGAUAUUAGUCCAGCAGGGGCACAAAUGAAAUCAACAGUCAAGAGGAAGAUUUAUGAAGAUAUUGGAGCUCCUUUACCCACUGAUUCCCCAAAGAAGAGUAGCAAGAAGGUGGCGGUUUCUAUGGCUCCCCCAGCCCCACCUAAAGUCAUUGCUGUGCCAUCCUCUCAGGUUGUGGUGACUGCGGGUUUACAGCGGCCAACCACAGGUCCAUCUAACAUUAAGUCAUCAAAGACAGCAGAUGUCACUCUCAGCGCACUGAAUGACUCUGAUGCCAACAGCGAUCUGGUAGAUAUCGAGGGCUUGGGUGAUAGUUCCACAUCUAAAAAGCUCAAUUUUGAUCAAGCAGAUAGUCUAAAUCUCGACUCCAGUCUCAUCAUGAAUUCCAGUGACUUGCCAUUGUUAUCCCGCUGAAAUCUUCUGCAACAUGCAAUCAGGAAAAGGAACUAAUCAUGUCACUUCAGUGCGGGGUUCAAGAAACUUGCGUUUUUUAAUCUGGAGACAGUUCUCUUUUUUCCAGGAAAGACUCAUUUCUAAGUUAAUAGUGAAGCUAGGCAUAUUUUACCAAUGAAGGACACAGUUUUAAGAGGCUGGCAAAUUUUGCUUAAUAAAUAUUUCUGUUCUGGGUCCAAAAUGUAUCAUUUUAAAACAAAUUACUGUAAAGACAUUAUUGUGUAAUUUUUUUAACCAUUAUCAAUAAAGUAUCAUGACCAUUG
Molecule: messenger RNA, 1356 nt
Organism: Carassius auratus (goldfish)
Lineage: Eukaryota; Metazoa; Chordata; Actinopteri; Cypriniformes; Cyprinidae
Product: chromatin complexes subunit BAP18
Exons: 5
Coding region: 545-1054 (169 amino acids)
Cellular component (GO): MLL1 complex; NURF complex
Source: RefSeq, a predicted model, not a curated record